Messenger RNA from Linum tenue, 2207 nucleotides. NCBI's taxonomy places the organism in Eukaryota, Viridiplantae, Streptophyta, Magnoliopsida, Malpighiales, Linaceae. The record is from the annotation of a GenBank genome assembly.
GGAAGUGGGAAGUGGGGUUGGGUUCAAUGGGAAGAAAGGCACGCAGGCAAGGUGUUUGUUGAAUUGAUUCUUUGAAGUUUACUCCAUAAAAAACAAAGAUUUUCCAACUAAUUAAACAGAAAUCGCCGACGACCCUCGAGCCCCUUUAUUUAGUUUUAGCCAUAAAUAGGGUGGGCCGUACAAAUUUAUGGCGAUUGGAGCUGCCAGCAACUGUUAGACCUUUGGCUGGGGAGAAGGGAGCAGAAGGGGGGAAAAGAGGGGGGCGUUUCUUAUGAGGUCUGUGAUUGUUCUAAUAGCGCCGGUACACAAGUGGGGAAGUGGGUCCUUUUCUCGUCGACUUUCUAACGGAGUCUCAAGUCUCGUGAUGCUCCUCGAUUGCUAGGGAUUGGGGUGAGGGGGGGAGCUUCCAGAAUUCGCUAUUACACGUCUCUGCUUUUGACUUCGCAUCUGAAUUGCGGGGCAGUUGACUUCUGCUGCUAAUUCUUGAGGAUCGGAGAGUUGAUCGAAGAUGGAAGAAACGCAGGGCAGCUCUAGUUCUCUGCCGCCUUUCCUCACAAAGACGUAUGAGAUGGUCGAUGAUCCGUCAACAGAUUCAGUAGUCUCGUGGAGUGCCAGUAAUAAAAGCUUCAUAGUAUGGAGUCCGCCGGAGUUUUCCCGUGAUUUGCUCCCCAGAUUCUUCAAGCACAACAACUUCUCCAGCUUCAUCAGACAGCUCAAUACUUAUGUAGGCUUCAGGAAAGUAGACCCAGAACAAUGGGAAUUUGCCAACGAGGACUUCAUCAGAGGUCAACCACACCUUAUGAAGAACAUCCACAGAAGGAAGCCUGUUCACAGCCACUCUAUGCAGAGCCUACAACAAGUACAAGGAUCUAUUGGUAACAACAACCCCUUGUCAGACCCUGAAAGGCAGAGUUUGAAAGACGACAUCGAGAGGCUUAAACACGACAAAGAAGUGCUCGUCGUCGAGUUACAGAGGAAAGAGCAAGAGAGACGAGCGUUCGAGCUGCAAAUGCAGGUUCUGAGAGACAAAUUUCAAGAACUCGAACGGCGUCAGCAGACGAUUGCUUCUUGCCUUACAAAGGCAAUGAAUACACCACCAGGGCUGGCCCUGGAUCUCAUGCCACAGCAGGUAGAAGUUCAUGAGAGAAAGAGAAGGCUGCCUAGAAUCGGUUGCUUCGAAGAAGAACUCAUGUCGGAGAACACCAACAACAACGACAGCAAUCAAAUGGAGAUAUCAUCAGCAUGUCUGGCCAGAGAAAAUGUAGAGAAGUGUGAGCUGCUGGAGUCAUCUUUGACAUUCUGGGAGAACGUUGUGAACGAUGUCAGUCAAACAACAACAGCGACACCAUUCAAUCAUCACCAGUACACGCCGUCGCUGGUGGAGAUGGAUGAGUGUACAAGCUGUGCAGACAGCCCAGCACAAUCCAUCAUGCAGCUGAACAUAUCAGAUGUUGUUGUUCAUCCCAGAUCCCCAGGAAUAGACAUGAAUUGUGAGCCUGUAACAACUAGUGAGCUCAGCCCGCCAAAGGAGCAGGCAAGUGGAACAACAACAACAACAGAGCCGCCUGCUGCUGCUGCUGGGGUGAAUGAUGUGUUCUGGGAGCAACUGUUGACAGAGAAUCCUGGUUCAGCUGCAGCUGCUGAUGCACAGGAAGCCGAGUCGGAGAGAAGGGAUUCAGGUGACAAAAGGAAUGAGAUCAAACCUAGCAGUAGUGACCAUGGAAGGAAUUGGUGGAAUAUGAGGAGUGUAAAUAGUCUUGCGGGGCAGGUGGGGCCUCUUACCCCUGCUGCAGGAAGAACUUGAGAACAGAAACAUUCCUAUUUGGUUGUUUUGAUUUUUUGCCUGGCCUUUUCCACUUGUUGAGAUAGUUGCACAUGUAAUAAAACUAGGUACACCGAUCGGGUCUUCUUGUGAUAUAUGAUAUAGAAGAGUAGUUCAGUGUUUUUUUCUUUUUCUUUUUUACAGUAUGCUGAUCUUCUUAUAUUGUGCAUCGUGUCUCUUGUUGUUCGACUUUGCAUCUUAUCAGGAAGAUGUCUGUCUGUCUAUUUUGUGCUAUGUUUUUUGUGUUGUGUUCUGUUGUUAUUUUGCAAGAAAUUCUGACUGCUGCGAUCAAAUGCUACAACUCACUCCAUGUUUUACAGUUUAAUAUUGUUCUUCAUGUUUUCCUCUGUAAGUUUUUGGAUUAGGAAAUCAUAAUGUUCGGGUU